Pomacea canaliculata is the source of this 1508-nucleotide messenger RNA. Its product is annotated as alpha-(1,3)-fucosyltransferase fut-5-like. The record is from RefSeq and is a predicted model, not a curated record. The transcript is spliced from 2 exons. Gene Ontology annotation, cellular component: membrane. Gene Ontology annotation, molecular function: alpha-(1->3)-fucosyltransferase activity. Bases 248 to 1369 code for a protein of 373 amino acids. NCBI's taxonomy places the organism in Eukaryota, Metazoa, Mollusca, Gastropoda, Architaenioglossa, Ampullariidae.
CAUUGACAGGAUGUUGAACAUUUCUGUGUGCAGUGGAAUCGAAAGACCGGUUGAAAGCCGUGUUUGACGAAUUGGACGAUAAUAUGCUUUUCUACCAUUUCGAUGUGUGUUAAUGUCUUAUAGCAGUGUCACUUCUCUUGAAUGGGAUAGCUAAGAACGAUGAAACACGUUGGUCGCUAAAGAAAGAGAGAUAGCAGCAAAACAAGGAUUUGAACGACAGAAAAUUCUUUUCGAGAAAAGAAACAGAAUGAACGAGAAAAGAAUCAUCGUGUUAGUAAUACUGGCGUGUGCCGUCCUAGCCUGUGAGAUGGUCAUUUACAUCUGGUACAUCAGUUCUUUGUACAGUCUGCAGUUUCUUCCUGUAAACAUAUCUGUGAGUCAGAUAAUGUCGGCCGUCAGUGACACUGAGGAAACACAACUAAACAAAAGUACACGACUAAAUGUCACUAACCUCUACCCUGGCGAGGUGAUGGUGAGCACCAGCAUUAAAGACAAUCACAAGAUCAUCAGUUCAAGAAGCUCUCAUGGUUCUUUUCCAAACAUUACAAGUGAACAAAGUACUAACAGCCCAGUGCAGAAGUUGGAAAAGAACUUCAGCCUAACACUUCCCAUGCUUCGGUCUUAUAUUACACAUCACAUGUGGCCCGUGUAUAACUGGACAGGUACAGACGUCAAAUCGCUGCCAAACAAAACCAUCAUGUUUCACAACAUUCCGAGUUGGCUUCAGGCUAACGGCAACGAAUACUUCAAGAACUGUGAAGUAAGCGCUUGUUCACUGACAUCAGAUACCAAGUGGCGUCAGAGUGCGGACGCCAUAUUCUACCAUGUGUCGCGUCUGAACGAAGAUGGACCACCGGAAGGUCGGCCACCAGGCCAGAUCUGGAUCGCCUACGGUUUUGAAUCACCAGUUCAUAGUAACUCUCAGUAUAGGAGCCCGGGAUGGAAGAACGUCUUCAACUGGACCAUCACGUACAGACAGGACUCUGACCUGUUCUCACCAUAUGCUACUUUGACGCGCCGAAAUGGUCCUUCUACGAAAAACUUCACGCAGGUGGCACUAGAGAAGACCAAAAGCGUCGCAUGGUUCGUCAGCAACUGUCACACACCCAGCAAAAGGGAAGUGUAUGUCAAGCGAAUGCAGAAGGUCAUUUCUGUCGAUAUUUUCGGUGAGUGUGGGUCCCAACAAUGCGGGAACACGUGCAAUGACCUGCUAAACAAAACUUACAGAUUCUAUCUUCCUUCGAGAACUCUUUAUGCCGUGAUUAUGUCACAGAAAAACUUUUUAAAAUAUACGCAGACAUCAACGUGGUGCCGGUUGUUCGCGGAGGAGCAGACUAUAAAAAAAGUUUUCCACCUGGAACUUUCAUAGAUGCCAGCGAUUUCAAGGGACCUGAGGAUCUUGCCGCCUACUUGAAGAACCUGGAAAAAGACAUCGAAACCUAUUCCACUUUUCUCAGAAAAAAAGAUCAGUACAGAAGUAAAUGGAUGGGUAUUUGGUGCAAACUGUG